Molecule: messenger RNA, 1375 nt
Organism: Pocillopora verrucosa
Lineage: Eukaryota; Metazoa; Cnidaria; Anthozoa; Scleractinia; Pocilloporidae
Source: RefSeq, a predicted model, not a curated record
CUCCCUUUUCUUAUUGGAGCUCUGCUUUAUGAUACAAAGGGCUGUCAGAUCACAAGACGUCUGCAUCGCAGACCAGUGUCGCAAUUUGGAGUUUGGGCCUGAGAAAGCAUUUGACGGGAAACGCCUCAUAAACCACACAAUUCGCACCGUGGAAAUUACAGUUUCCGGGUUCUGCGAAAACUUGUGUUAUAUGGUGCCCGACUGUGUCAGCAUUAAUCUUUAUACACGGGGAGAUGGAAAUGGAAACUAUCAAUGUGAACUGAACAAUGCUACUCAUGAAGGACACGAAGAAAAGUUGAUAGACCAAGAGAUGUAUUUUUAUCACGCAGCUGAGAGCAAUUGUGUCCAAAAUCCUUGUAAAAACAAUGCCACUUGUCAAAGCGGAUUUACUAAGAAAGGUUAUCGGUGUCUGUGUACCGCUGGAUUUGAGGGUCCGAUUUGCCAAAGAGACAUCAACGAAUGCGUUCGUGGGAUACACAAAUGCAGCCCUGAUGCGUUUUGCAACAAUACCAAAGGUUCAUACAAUUGCACAUGCAAAAAUGGAUUCGCGGGAAAUGGACGAGAAUGUAAAGACAUCAACGAAUGCGUUCGUGGGAUACACAAAUGCAGCCCUGAUGCGUUUUGCAACAAUACCAAAGGUUCAUACAAUUGCACAUGCAAAAAUGGAUUCACGGGAAAUGGACGAGAAUGUAAAGGAGGUUCCUCGUGUAAAGAAAUUCAUGACAUAUCCAAUGUGAGUGGUGUGGUUACCCUUCUUGUUGACUCCCAACCAUUGUCCGUUUUUUGUCACAUGGGAAAUUUUGGGUGUGGAGAUGGAGGAUGGACGCCAGUCAUGAAAAUUAACGGCAGAGAGACCACCUUCCGUUAUCAUGCAGAUUAUUGGAGUAAUUACGAUGAAUUCAAUCUUCUCGGUGGAGAGACUGGGUUUGACGAACAAGAAUCAAAGCUACCCACCUACUGGAACAUAUCCUUCUCCAAGAUCUGUCUUGGAAUGAAGAUCAACCAACAGUUCAGAUUUAUUGUUAUCAACAAGCUGGCUGACUCUCUUCACUCAAUAAUUGCUGAUGGCCAAUACCGAGACACGUCGCUGGGUCGUGACGAGUGGAAAAAGUUGAUUGGCAGCGACGCCUCUUUACAGCACAAAUGCAACAAAGAAGGAUUCAAUGCCUUUAGUGGUCAAAGUGAUCAUUCUAAAGUCAGAAUUGGCAUUAUUAGCAAUGGGCAGAACAACUGCGGCAAGUGCGACUCUUUGAUUGGAUUUGGUACAGGAAGUUACCCUAAUGACGCAAAAUCUUGUGGAAACGAGGCAAUCGAAACAAACUCAGAUAAUGGACGUAAGAGUAUCAAAGCCAUGGGGUACAUAUUGGUGCAAUAA